Molecule: messenger RNA, 1076 nt
Organism: Polypterus senegalus (gray bichir)
Lineage: Eukaryota; Metazoa; Chordata; Cladistia; Polypteriformes; Polypteridae
Product: homeotic protein female sterile-like
Exons: 4
Coding region: 516-1040 (174 amino acids)
Source: RefSeq, a predicted model, not a curated record
ACAAUUCCUAUUUUUAAAAAUAUUAAAUACUGAUUUUUAGAAAGUUUUUCCUCAAUGCCCACCAACAUUAUCACACACAGCAAGUGUUGCAAUUUAUUUUACAUAUGCAUUUAUUAUUAUUAAUUUAUUAUAUAUUUCUUACCAAGCAUAUUGAUCUCCACUGUUUGUCCUUUUCUUCAAUUCCAUGUUCUGGUGGCAUAUUCUGCAUUGAAUUUUUCUUUUUAGCAGUUUCAUUUUUUGAAGCCACUUGAUCAGCUUCAGUGUGUUUUUGACAGAACUGCACUCAUUAAUAAGCUUCUUAAGCCGGUUUAAUCUGCUCACUUUAAACAAAAUAAACUAAAAUAAUUGCUGUAGAAGGUGGUGAAUUUAUACUGACGUCCAGGUAGUUUGUGAGCUGGUGGGCGGAAGAAAUCGCACUCCCGCCUUUAUACGUAAUCAACGUUGGACAAAGUUUAACUCGCGCAUUUAAACGUCAUCAGCGGACGGAAGGAAUACCAAAGUCGUGCAUUUAUGCCAUGGAGAACCCCGAGCAAAGUCGAAAAGGCGUGCGGACCCGGGCCAAGAGGAAUGCCAACUUGAACACGGAAACACUGGAUGACACGGCCGUCAGUGGCACUAGCGGUAUGUCCAUGGCCCCCACUGCACAGCUGGCAGACAAAAGAAAAUCCCAUGAGUUGGAGAUGUGUAAGCUGAGAUUGGAGUGUCAAAAGGAGAAGAUUGAUGAGCUGACCAAGGAGAGAGACUAUCUAAAAGAGCAACUGGCAUCAGCUCUUAGAAGAGAGGCCACAGGUUCCAUCCAGGCAAUACCCUUGUCUUCAAAUUCCUCUAGUGACAGCUCAUCUGAAUCUUCCUCUGGUAUUAUGUCUGACUCCUCCUCUAAGACAUCCUCAUCAGAUGGGGACAGAAAGAAGGAAAGAGAUGAGGAUCAAAAGGAAAAAGUACAGAAAGAAGUCAAAGAAAAUGGAAGCAAAGACAUGUCAGAGAGCUCAAAACCCACAGCAAGUGGUGGCACGAUACAAGAAAAUUCUUCGGCACUUUAGUAAAGAAGGGACCAUGUCAGCUGCUUUCAAGCAUGU